AUGAAGAAUUUCCAGCAUACAAAUUAUGGUCGAUCACUUCUUGCCUAUUGUGAUUCGUGUUAUGCUGUACUUGAUGCUGAAAAACAAAUUUAUUAUCAAUGUUUAACUUGUAAUAAUUAUACCGUUUGUUCAAAUUGUAUAUCUUAUGUUCGAAUAAAACAUUUACCAUAUCAUCAAUUUAUCCCUCGAAUAGGAAUUCCGAAAGAAAUGAUGUGGAUUAAUAUGAAUAUUGGUAUAACAUGUGAUGUUUGUUUUCAAGUUAAUUUUCCUGGUCAUCGUUAUCGAUGUGUCGAUUGUCCAGAUUUUGAUGUUUGUCAACGUUGUUGCCCAAUUGCUCUUCGUACACAUCGUUUAAAAUUAGAAUGUAAUCCUCAAAAAGCGCAAAUCAAUCGAUAUUUAUUAGCUCAGAGAGCCAUUUGUGUUCUCACUGAUCCCACUUCACCACUUUAUAAACAACCACGAGAUCAUCUUACUGGAUGGUCAUUAGAUGAAGCAAGAUUUAUUCUAACACAACAACAAACUUCGAAUUCCUCUCAAACUACUUCAGUGCCAACACAAGAUUUAUUUCAACCACCAACGACAACACAACAACAUACAAAUACAAUUCAAGAAGAUAAACAAAAUAAAUAUGAAGAGGAUCUUGAAGAAGUUGAAGAAAUUGAUAAUGAUGAAUCAGUUCAUAGUGAUGUUGAUGAAGAUCAAAUUGAAAUCGAAGAAAAUCGAUGGCAAGAUGUGAUGAGACAAUUGGAAUUUAUUCGACGAAGAAAUAAAAAGUCAGAAGAUACUACAACUGAUGAUUGUCAAGAUGGAUCAAAACAUCGAAAUUAA
Messenger RNA from Adineta ricciae, 828 nucleotides. The record is from the annotation of a GenBank genome assembly. Lineage: Eukaryota; Metazoa; Rotifera; Eurotatoria; Adinetida; Adinetidae.